UAGUUUAUGUUAUUUUCAGGAAUAUGUCGAUUUGUCUUUAACUUAAACUUCAGUAAUAAUAUAAAACUGACUCUGUGCCAUCUUUCUACAAGUGUGUUGUGUGUGCGUUUUGCUAUCCCUGUCAAGAAAUUGCGAAAUUCUGAUGAACAUUUUCGGGGCAAGAUAAAUUCAGGGUGAAGUCAACAUGGCGGAACAGGUCAGAGUCUUAGUGCUGGAGAAGGGAGAGAACAAGGAAUCAACCCUGUAUAGAUUGGAAAAAGGCUGGAAACUUCAUUUUGUCCAAGGUCCCUCCCUUCAGGUAGAGAAUGUUCGAGUGUUUUGUAACCAUCCUACAUGUGCAGAUGUCCCAUUUAGUCGCGAGAAGUACACAGAACUCUUGUGGCAGAAUCCAAGCUCUAUGAAGUCUGAUGUUAUUGAUAUGUUUGUAGAGGUCAACAUUGUGUGUGCUGGGUCAUUCAAUUAUUAUUUCACCAUUGAUGGAGGCAAUAAUGAACUCUCCCCAAAUGGACGCGGAAGUUUCCUUGUGGAUCCUGUCAUGCAUGUUGGUUUGGAAAAUGAACCUCUCCCUAUGGACUGUGUCCAGGUCCAGUCUGUCCUCACCAAGUGUCUGGGGCCCUUCGAAGGAUGGAAAGACAAGCUGAAAGUAGCCAAAGAGUCUGGCUACAACAUGGUGCACUUUACCCCACUGCAAGAACUGGGCUACUCCAACUCUUCCUACUCGCUCAGAGAUCAGCUGAAACUUAACCCGCUUUUCUGCAAGAACAAGCAGUACACCAUGGAUGACGUGGCAGAGCUUAUUAAACUGAUGAAGAAUGAGUGGAAAGUGUUGUCUAUGACAGACCUUGUGUACAACCACACGGCCAAUGACAGCCCCUGGAUACAAGAGCACCCUGAGUGUGUGUAUAAUCUAGUCAACUCUCCACACCUUAAGCCAUCCUAUUUCCUGGAUAGGAUGCUCUGGCAUGUGACACUAGAUGUUGCUGGUGGCAAAUUAGAGUAUAGAGGAAUAACUCCAGUCAUUAAAAGUGAAACAGACCUAGAGCACAUUAGAAGUUACUUGAAUGAUGAGCUGCUGCCUAAGUACAAAUUGCAUGAAUUCUACACUGUAGAUGUGGACCAGGUUAUUAAAUCUUUCAAAAGUCAGUUAGGAGAAGGAUUAUACACAGACCUUUACCACACCAAAGGGGAUUUACAAAUUGUCCAGGAUCCUCAGUUCAAGAGAUUAGGGAGUACAGUGGAUAUGGCUAUAGCCAUGAAACUAUUUAAUGUGGACAAACCUGGUAUCCGUACGAGAGAUGAAAGGAUCCGGCUGUGCUGUGAAGAUUUACGAGUGAAAUUAGAAGAACUUAAUCAGGAGAAAGUCGAUGAGAUUCAUGGUCAUCUACAGCAGGCUGUCACAAACUUUCUUGCCAACAUCAGGUAUAGGUUUCUUCAAGAUGGAGGGCCCAAGUAUGACAAGGUAACCAGAAAGCAGCCUCUUAUGUUCAGUUACUUCUUGCCUCCCCCUGGACCAGAAUUCACCCUAGAGAAGGAAGAACAGCUGAUGCACACUGACAAGGCAAAUGUGAUGUUUGCACACAAUGGCUGGGUUAUGGGUGAUGAUCCUCUCAGGAACUUUGCUGAGCCAGGAUCUAAUGUAUACCUAAGAAGAGAGCUCAUAGUGUGGGGAGACAGUGUCAAGUUAAGAUAUGGAGAGAAAUAUGAGGACUGUCCAUUUCUGUGGGAUCAUAUGCGCCAGUACACAGUUCAGACUGUAGAAAUCUUCCACGCUGUUAGACUAGACAAUUGUCAUAGCACACCACUCCAUGUAGCAGAAUAUAUGUUGGAUGCUGCCAGGAAGAUUCGUCCUGAUCUUUAUGUGGUGGCAGAGUUGUUCACAAGGAGUGAACAUACAGACAAUAUCUUCAUGAACCACCUGGGCAUUAACUCUCUCAUCAGAGAGGCCCAGAGUGCAUGGGACUCCCACGAGGAAGGCCGCCUGGUGUAUCGCUAUGGAGGAGAACCAGUGGGGGCUUUCAUGAAGCCUGCAGUCAGACCUUUAGUGCCUGCUGUGGCACAUGCCCUCUUCUAUGAUCUCACACACGAUAAUAUGUCUCCAGUGCAGAGACGUUCAGUGUAUGACAUGCUGCCCACAGCAGCUCUGGUCUCCAUGGCAUGCUGUGCCACUGGAAGUAAUAGGGGAUAUGAUGAACUGGUGCCUCACCAUAUUCAUGUAGUAGAGGAAGGUCGGCCAUAUGCUUCUUGGACAGAUCAGACCCAUGUGUGCCACGCUACCAUCAAUAUGUGCAAUGGAAUUGUUGCAGGAAAAAGAGCUCUCAACAGGCUGCACUUUGAACUAGGAAAGAAAGGGUUUAACCAAGUAUUUGUAGACCAGAGAGACUAUGACACUGUGGCUGUGACCAGACAUAACCCACACAAUCACAUGUCUGUGGUGUUAGUGGCCAGGACAGCCUUCAAACAUCCUCACAGUCUAGACACUGGUUAUAUACCGCCUCUACACAUUGCAGGUAGAAUUGAGACAAUUGUUUUAGAGGGACAUUUAGGUGUAAUAGAGACUGUGGUCCUGGAGUCUCACCUGCAGCAUAGAGGGCACCACGCUCACAAGAAGGACCCACAGUUUAUCAAUGGUCUCCCGGACUUCCACUGCCACAUCCGAGAGGACGUUUCCCCAGAUCAGAGCCAGAUGGUUCACAUAGAACACACGGAGAACAGCCACAUAAACGUGGUCCAUUUCCACCAUUUCCCCCCUGGAAGUGUUAUAGCAUUCAGGAUUGCACUAGAUCCAGUCUCCACAGCAGCCCUCACCUCCAUUGCAACCACCUUCUCACAGCUGCCCCCCAUCAAAGACGGCCAGUUCAGUGAGACCAGUCCUUUCCACUCUAUUGUCUCCAAGUUAACACUGUCUGACCUGAACAGGGUGCUAUACCGCUGCGAUAACGAAGAAAGGGAUGAUGGGAAGGGGUUUGGCGCCUAUAAUGUGCCCAGAUAUGGCAGCCUGGUGUACUGUGGAUUACAGGGUGUGAUGAGUGUGAUGGGUCCUAUCAGUUUAAGCAAUGACCUGGGCCAUCCUCUGUGCUGUAAUCUUAGAGACGGAGACUGGUUGCCUGGCUACAUAGCUGCCAGGCUCAAGGCACAGCCCAGUACUCAACAGCUCGGUGAAUGGUUUGAAGCUGUGUUUGAACAAUUAAGCAAGCUCCCUCGCUAUCUGAUCCCUAGCUACUUUGAUGCCAUCCUCACUCAGACUUCCUCCAUAAUCCAUGAUGCAGCCUGGUGUCAAAUGUCAACUUUCAUCAAGACGGGGUCCACAUUUGUGAAGGCCCUCUCCCUGGGCUCAGUGCAGAUGUGUGGUUAUGUGAAGACAGCCAGGCUACCAGAUUACUCCCCAGGUACCACAACCAGCGUGCAGAAUGCACAGACUGAUGAUGGGGAAGACAAGGAGGAGGUCUGCCAUGAUACUCUGUCUGCAGGUCUUCCUCACUUUUCCAGUGGUAUAUGGAGAAACUGGGGCAGAGAUACCUUCAUUGCACUGAGAGGACUUCUCCUUAUACCUGGGCGCCAUGAUGUGGCCAGAAACCUUAUUCUUGCUUAUGGAUCUUGCAUGCGUCAUGGCUUGAUCCCUAAUCUGCUUGGAGACGGGACUCAUGCCCGCUACAACUGCCGUGAUGCGGUGUGGUGGUGGAUGCAGUCUAUUAAAGACUACACCAAGAUGGUGCCAGACGGGAGCUUACUUCUGCAGGAGUUUGUGUCCAGGAUGUACCCUACUGAUGACUCUGAACCUCAGAAGCCUGGAGCACAUAAUUGUCCAUUGUAUGAUGUCAUUCAAGAGGCUCUACAAAAACAUAUUGAUGGAAUAUCAUUUAAGGAAAGAAAUGCUGGGCCAAAGCUUGACAUGGAUAUGACAGAUGCAGGUUUCACUGUCCAGGCCAGUGUGGACAUGCAGACAGGGUUCAUAUCUGGAGGUAAUGUCCACAACUGUGGCACCUGGAUGGACAAGAUGGGCAGCUCAAACCGGGCAGGGAAUAAAGGAAAACCUGCCACUCCAAGAGAUGGCUCAGCUGUUGAACUUAUUGGUCUCAGUAAGUCGGUGUUAAGGUGGUUGAUAAGGAUGAAUGAAGAGGGAGCUUAUCCUUACAGUGGAGUGAAAGCAAAGACAAAAUCUCAGGAAGUGACCAUUACCUUCAAGGACUGGGACAAGAAAAUCCAGGCUAGUUUUGAGAGAUAUUUCUGGAUCCACACCAGUCCUGUCCCAGAGUACGAACCACGCCCCUCCCUGGUGAACAAACGAGGCAUGUACAAGGACUCCCAUGGUGCCAGCCAUGAGUGGGCUGACUACCAGCUGAGACCCAACUUCUGUGUGGCCAUGGUGGUGGCUCCAGAAUUGUUCACUCCCACAAAUGCUUGGAGUGCCCUAUCCCUGGCAGAGAAUGUGCUUCUGGGACCUCUGGGUAUGAAAACAUUGGAUCCUAGUGACUGGGCAUAUGAUGGAGAUUAUGACAAUGAUGAUGACUCUGGAAACCCAAAGAGAGCCAAAGGAUUCAACUACCACCAGGGACCUGAAUGGCUGUGGCCAAUAGGGUACUUUCUACGUGCCAAGCUGCUGUUUGCCAAGAUCCUGGACAAGAGUAAGCCAGGCUUGCUGGAUGACACGGUGAAAUGUGUGAAGAGAAUUUUGUCCAAACAUCACCAGGAGAUUAUCAGUUCUCACUGGAGGUCCUUGCCAGAACUCACUAAUAGUAAUGGCAAGCCAUGUCGCCACAGCAGCUCCGCCCAGGCAUGGAGUGUCUCCUGUGUCCUGGAAGUCCUCUAUGAUCUGGAGAAGAUGGACACCAAGGCACAGAAACGAAGAAAAAGCAAGUCCUAAAGAGGUUUUGCUCUAACAUAGCACAAUUGGGUGUGACUGAGGAGCAUUUUUCUUUUUUCUUUUUUUUUAUUAUUAUUUUUUUUUACAUGCAUUAGUGAAAUUCACCUGUCUCCAUCUCUGUUUGUAGUGGCUCAAAAUUUAAAAAAAAGUUGCUCACUUGUUUUUGCCAACAGUUUUAGAUAUGAUGUAUUUUGGUGAUGAAGAAGGAAAAAGUGUUGAAAUUUAUGGGAAAAUGACUCUUUUCAUAUAUAUAAAGGUCCAAUAAUCAUUAUGCGACUUAAACAAACUUUGAAACUGUUUUAGAUAAGACAACAAAUAGUCUUUAGUAUGUAUCCCAUCUGCUCUAUUUUAUUUGGGAAUACCACCAUCAUAUGUUUAUUAUGAGGAAAAAAAUGUUACACAAUUGCUUUAUAGGCCAGUCACCUCAGGUUGUUUCUAUAUUCAGAAAGAAUUACUUUUGCUUAUUGAUAGUAUCUCUUCUACUUAAGAAAAUCAUAUAUAAAGUGGGGUUGGUUAAAGGUAGUAUUCAUAAGUCUUAAGGUUGUUUAUCAUGUCACAGGGGAAUAGGCUUUUUAGAUUUUUGUGUUUGCAAUAUUUUUAAUAUUAAUUUUCUGUAUCUCUAUAGUAACCUGUACUUAAAAUAUGGUAGUAUAACCCUGUAGCAUUUUCCAUUCCAUCAAAGUUUUUAAAGCUUACCGUGUAACAGUUUGAAGUCAAUAAGAUAUUACCAAAGAGUGCCUAAACAGAGACUGUGUAGCCUUUCAAUUAGACAAAAUGAGCUUGAGGUAAAUAAGUUACAUUCUGUUAUGGAAUGUUAUUGUGCCCAACUUAAAAACUCAGCCAAGGUCUAGGGAUUUGACAUUUAGGUUCUGAAGUCAAAAGAUGGAUUUCAGAGACUAAAUGAACUUAAUUAUGCAAUGCUAGCAGUGCUUUUUUUUCCUAUCUCACCAUCUGUUUUUUGGAAGAUCUGACCCGAUUUCCCACAUGUGAUUGCUGUAUUGUUACCUGAUAAGCAUCUAAUGAAUUAACGUUGGACAUUUUUAUUUUAUGGACAAAAUCACCGUUUUGAUACUCAGAUAGGUCAGUAGACUCAAGAGUAGUAAUAUGUCAAAACCUCCUUAGGAUGUGACCUUUAUCUGAUGGUUAAAAUAAAGGCACUUUUGUGAAAUCGACAAUAGCUGCUCCUUUGAUAACAAUGUAGUUUCCAUAGUUACCUCAUGGUCUCUAUAAACUAUGAUUAGUAGUUAAAGAUAAUGCCAAGGGGCAGUGCAUUAGUAUGUUAGUGUUUGUUUUGAAAAGGUUUACAGAUGUGGCAUUUUAUGAAGAAAAUGUGCCAAAUAAGUAGUUAAUAACAGUUAAUAUGAGAAUUUAUCUUGUUGUUAUUUUUGUGAAUUGCAUGUUUGAGUGACUUACACUCUUCCAGUUGUCCAGUACCAAAUUUAAACUAAUGAGAUUUGUUGCAAUGGAAAGUUUUACCAGUUUGUUUGGUAUAUUUCAUGACAUUUUUUAUUCCUAAAGAACUUUCAUUGUAAACUGUCUUAAUGUGACAUAAGCAGUUUAUGUUGUUUUGCAGUUUAUUAUUAUUUUUUAACUGUCAAUCCAAGUUGGUAAAACCAUAAUUUUGUUUUGGUCUGUUCAUUCUUAUUUUUCUUUGUUGUUUUUCAAUAGCUGGGUUAUCGGUCAAGUUCUUUCAAAGCAUUUGAAAACUGGAUUUUAAGCACUCCUAUAAGUUAAAUGGUUUGUUAUAUUGAAAUUUGUAUUUAAUUCAGUAUUAUAUGUUCUUUCUCUUACUUUUGCCCAGCUUUUAUGCCUGUCGGUGGUGUACAAUGUAAAUGUAGCUGCUUUGGCUUUCUUAUUUCAUACCAAUUCCAGUAUUGUUGUAACAUUUGAAUUGUAGUUUGUCCUCAUUGUAUUGUAUUGUGUUGUAUUUUAUAUGCCAUGGGGUUAAUCCCAUGCAUGUUCUUCUAUCAUUUGUUUGCUCCAUGAGUACAACAUGCAUUGAUUGGGUUAUUUUAACAGCAGAUACUCUGUGGGCCCUCUGUUAAUUAAUGUUAUCACAUGUUAAUGAUUGUGAUCUUGUUUGUUAAUUCCAAAAGAUUUAAUUGGGAUUGAAAUAUUAGUAUUUACACAAGGAAAUGAAGCCCAUAAUGAAUGAUAAUAUAAUUAAAAAAAGAUGUUAACACCCA
Messenger RNA from Lingula anatina, 7047 nucleotides. Its product is annotated as glycogen debranching enzyme. Gene Ontology annotation, molecular function: amylo-alpha-1,6-glucosidase activity; 4-alpha-glucanotransferase activity. Gene Ontology annotation, biological process: glycogen catabolic process; glycogen biosynthetic process. The record is from RefSeq and is a predicted model, not a curated record. Lineage: Eukaryota; Metazoa; Brachiopoda; Lingulata; Lingulida; Lingulidae.